AUCAAUUACCUACUUAGCAGGAGACCACAUAUGUCCAUGUCAACAUCAAUCACGGAUUGCGGGAUAUUUCUCAGAUUGUAUGAUUAAUUUUAUGAUGCAGAGUCUGUCAAAAUUAAAUUGAAAUUACACCAUGUGAAGGUUUUAAUAAAGUCCUCCGGUUAUGCGAAAUAUAAAAAAGGGCAUUAAAAUCUGGCACCGUCAACGUCACAGCCUCCCCAGUUAAAUACAAACCGUGUUUAUGAUUACAAUGCUACGUUAAUGUGCAGUUUACAGUACGGAUUCUCGUCAUUUUUCAACUAGCUUCGCACAAGUUUAGUGAGCUGAUUCAAUUCUUAUCUCAAAAUGGAAUUGGGCCCAUACGUUCCAUUAGAAUCAACCAAUUGCAGGUUGGAAUCCUUUCUUGGAUUUGGGUCAUUCGGCUACGUCUUCCAGGGGGUGAAUGAACGGGGAAAGGUCUCCGCCGUCAAAAUAAUAUUCGUUGAGACCUCGGGUAGAACCCCGGAAGAGCAGGAAGCUGAGAAGCAUCGACUCUCCCGAGAAUAUAAACUAAUAGCUGGAAAGAAACAUGACAAUUUAGUCGAAAUCUUGAAAUCAACCCACAAACCGUUCACUGUAGAAGACAUCCAAGCUUUGCUGGACAUUCCAUGCAUUCAAGAUAGAGAUGACAUUCGAGCAACACUUCGCUACAGAUUGUUUCAAGCUGAGGAGAAAAAGCAAAUCCCGACAUUAUCCAUCCAAAUGGAGCUGUGCGGCAAGACGUUGCGUCACUGGUUAAACAUUAAUAAUGAGGUUGACAAUCCAAACUUGCGUUCAGUCCGUCGGAACAUAGUUAAGGACAUGUAUGAUGGUCUAAAGUACCUUCACCUUAAUAAAAUCAUACAUCGUGACUUCCGUCCAGAAAACAUUAUGUUCUCCUUCUCUUCAAAUGGGGAAGAGUUCGAAUUUCCGGUUAAAGUGGGAGAUUUCGGUUUAUGUCGAAGGGUCCAUAGUGAAUAUACUGUCACUGAAACACUAACCCCUUUUGUAGGCAGUGUGACUUAUCGUGCUCCUGAAACUAAUUUUACGGAUUACAGCAUUCCUGCAGAUUUGUACUCGUUUGGUUUAGUAUCUUGGGAAAUUCUCCAGGUAAUUAAGCAGAAGGAUACGAGAUCGAUGUUCCACAGGCUGGUGCAUGAUUCACAAAAUCAUCUUGUUAUUGGGGCAGACUGGUGGUUUCCAAGGUGGGCAGAACUCAUUAUUCAGCUUACUAAAAGACGCGUUCAAGAUAGAAUUCAAGGCUGUGAAGAUAGAUUGUUAAUGGGCGCUCUUAGAUCCGAAAUUACUGUAGAGUCGCAUAAGCAAUUCUCUGCUAUCCAAGACUUCCUGGUUCCAGGCUAUAUCGUAAAUAUUAACAUUAAGGACAAAGCAAGCAAGUUUUACUAUUUUAAAGUUGAUCAUGUCACGUUUAACGGGGUUAAUGCUUUAAGCCUUCAGCAUUUGAGGUUAGAAAUUGGCGGACAUUCAUGUAAAAUUAAAAAUCUUGCAUUAGAAUCUUUACGCAUACAAAGUAAUAAUUGUAUUGUCAGUAAUGUAAUUUGUGACCAGAUGGAUAUUGAUGGAGAUGGAAACCAAUUGAUUAACAUUGAAACUUUGCACAUGGGUGAAGCUGUAGGCAAUUCCGGCUUCGGGAUUUCUAUAUGGGGGGACAAUAAUAUUUUAGAAUCGUUCAAAUGUUGUAAUAUCCUUGCUAAAGUGAUGGAAAAUCAUGAACGCAGCAUACUCCGUCAGAGUGUUGACUGGGAAGCUUUCGCCCAACGAUUCGGCCCGAUAUGCAUUUAUUUGUCAAAGUCCAGCGAAUCGUGCAUAAUUAAAAAUGCUAAUUUACGCAAUGCCUUCAUAAGUGGAGCAAGACAUGGUUUGCUGGACAUCGAGUGCAAUAAUGUCAUUCAGAUUAAUGGGUUAGACCACAGCACCAAAAACUUAGAUGCCGUUAAUCUCAUCGAUAAUUCGAAAAGGAGCUUAAUAAGGUUAGAUUUUUACAAGAACUAAACAUUGAUUUAAAGAAGUGCACAAAUGUCAUUUUUUGUAAAAAUGUGUCAAUUUAAUUCAUGUGUAUAUACUUUAGGAUUUGUCGUAUUAAUUUGAACCUUCACCCAUUUCUUAAGAUUUAUCAAUGAAG
Messenger RNA from Folsomia candida, 2158 nucleotides. RefSeq lists its product as uncharacterized. The record is from RefSeq and is a predicted model, not a curated record. Gene Ontology annotation, biological process: protein phosphorylation. The transcript is spliced from 2 exons. Gene Ontology annotation, molecular function: protein kinase activity; ATP binding. Bases 343 to 2028 code for a protein of 561 amino acids. NCBI's taxonomy places the organism in Eukaryota, Metazoa, Arthropoda, Collembola, Entomobryomorpha, Isotomidae.